GCCAAAAAUACCACAGCCCCACAUUCAACUGUUUUUUUUUGUCCCGUUCGCAACUUGUUCUCUUGACAUCAGGUUUUGUUCGCUGCUCGUUGCUGCAGCUGCAUUCUUUCUCGCUCCCACCCCGGCCCCUGAAGGCCCCUGGACACCCUGCACACCCUGCACCUGUGCGUUCUUGAGGUGCAACAGAGAGAGAGGCACUUGCCACGCUUGACUUGCAGCAGGUCUGCAAGCGACGCGGAAAUGCCACAAGGAGGCACCUCCAUUGCCGCCGAUAGCCACCAGUUCCAGUCCCGAUAAGGCGACGAUAGACCCGAAUAAACAGCUAUAGAUAGCUGAAGCGACAGAUAGCGACGACGACGGGACGGCGGAACUAUUUAUUAUUCAAAUUCUGAAUGGAAUGACGAUGUGAUGGGCUCGUGCUCGUGUACGCGGCGACACUUUUUGCUGUCAAUAUGCUUCCUGCAAAUGAUAACGAUCAUCGAGCGCCAGGUAUUCGACUUCCUCGGGUACAUGUGGGCGCCCAUCCUGGUGAACUUCUUCCACAUUCUGUUCAUCAUAUUCGGGUUCUACGGCGCCUACCACUUUCGCGUUAAAUACAUCAUCACCUAUCUAAUAUGGAACUUCCUGUGGAUCGGCUGGAACGCCUUCCUCAUCUGCUUCUACUUGAAUGUGGGGCAGUUGGACAGGGACAGUCACCUGCUCAACCUGGGCACCGGCAGCGUCUCCUGGUUCGAGGCGAACGGAUACGGCUGCAAGCCCACCUACAACAUGACUGCCGACGAUCCAAUCCGGCCGGAGCGCGUCGAUGGCUGCCUGCUGGACUACCCGCUGGUGGAGGUCACCCACUCGGGGGUGCAGUGCGCCCUGGCGCUGCUGGGCAUACUCGGUGCGAUUCUGAUCAGUUGCAUAUUUCUCGACGAGGACGACAGAUUCGAUUUCAUGAACGGCGACGCGAAGAGUCCACAGCACACCGUGGUGCACCCAAUGUACGUGAGCUAUACAAGUAUACCCACAACAUCCGCAAGCGCCACCAUGCAAUCAAACAAGCAUCUGCAGCUACAGCAGCAGCAGCAGCAGAACUCACUGAAACUCUAUCAUCAUCAGCAACAGCAACAGCCAAACCAACCCAAACUGCACCACUUCAACAAGAACUACCAGUUGAGCGGCAGCAACAAUAAUACACUCGACAAUAAUCUCCACCAGCCGCGAGACACAACAAAUAACCACAGCGCAUCAUUCCAACCGCCCCACAAUCAGUUCAGCCACCUAACCCAGGGGAGCAACUGCAGCAGUCUGCGCCGCCAGCGGCACAACCAUUCCCACAAGAUUGGUCAGCCCCCCGUCAGCCCCAGCCCCAUGUCCCCCCAGACCACUCCCUCGCUCUCGUACGCCUCGCUGCAGAACUCGAAUCCCUACCUGGCCGGAGGCCACUCGCUGAGCAACAGCAACUACAGCAUCUUCCAGAGCCCCGACUCGCUCCAGGGCAGCUCCCACUUCGCCCGCAUCCACCACAAGCCCAAGCCGCCCAAGUCAGGUCUCCCUGUCUCUGCGGGAGGAUUAGAUCCGUCUCCAGGCAUCUCCUCGCCCGUCCGUCCGCUCGAGCGCCUGUCGCGCAACCUCGAGGAGGACGAGGACAACUUCUCGCUGCAGCAGUUUGCUCCGGGCGAGCACGGCGUAACCUACGUCCCCUUCCAGAGUCCCACUCCAAACAGCCUUUUCCUAGGCGAGAACAAUAACGUCUUCCAGUCCACCGCUCGCUCAAGUCCCAACAACAAUAGCAGCAGCGCCUAUCCCUACGACCAGAACGGUUUGCCCUCUCCCCUUCGCCUGGGUUCCAACUCCAAGGCUCGGCGACCCGCGCACAUUCCACUGCCCACGGUGCCCAUGCACAGCUGCCUGGAGAUGCAGGAUGACGAGGACGCCGAUGGCGAGUCCGAGUUGGAUCUCGAUCAGAUGCUGACGCCCCCGCCUCCGCCAGUCGUUCGGCCACCCCCCCACAUCCACCAGCGCUUGGGCCAGGCGCCCUAUCUCGAUCUCUCGCCGGAAGUGGCUGAGCGCUAUGCGAUGCCCGGUCCACCCCUUCAGGGGCCCCUGCCCGUCCCUCAUGGUUCGCCCAUGGUGCGUCGCAGUAAUCGCCGGCCUAGGCCACCGAUUCCCGUGAACUUCUGCGACCAGAUUCGCGCUCCUCCCCCGGGAUACGCGGUGGUGCGCGCCCAGAGCGACGAUCGCCUGGUGGAGCAGGCGGAGGCUGAGGCUGCUCCGCACGUUAACCGGCGGAGUGGUCGCAGUGCCAACGGCCAAAAGUCCCGUCCCCGCUCCUUCUGCAACUCGAUAGUGGGCGUGCAGGCCUAGAUUUAAGUACGUCCCGCUGCACUUGCUCUCU
Messenger RNA from Drosophila takahashii, 2383 nucleotides. It is a transcript of the gene NKAIN, whose product is annotated as Sodium/potassium-transporting ATPase subunit beta-1-interacting protein. Gene Ontology annotation, biological process: regulation of sodium ion transport. Lineage: Eukaryota; Metazoa; Arthropoda; Insecta; Diptera; Drosophilidae. The record is from RefSeq and is a predicted model, not a curated record.